UCACAUCCGCUCUGACAUUUCCCGGAAGUGAACACACUAACGGGAGUGAGUCGCUUCUCUGCCCCGUUAAAACUUCACUUUUCCCCAUAGCUGAGCUCCCACUGAGAUGCCUCCCCCCUCGGCCUUCGGUGCGCAGGUCGCCGCCAUCAUGGACGUGCUGGCGAAAGCUGCCGUGGCGGAAAUAACGAAGCUGGCGGAGGAAGGCUGCGUGGUUCUUCGCCUGGAGGUGCGUCGGAGGGACCAUGAGAUCCAGGAGCUGCGGAGGAGCCUGGAGGUUACGGAGGCUAAACUCAGCAAAGCCCAGGAGGCCUUAGCGAGCCGUGCCACGGAGGAGAGGCAGACACAGACGUCAUGCAGGACUCGGACAGAUGUACAAGAAAAGCUAAAGGCUUUUGCAGAGUAUCCUCAACCAAAUCCGUCCGAUUCACUCUACAAGCCUCAGGUCAGAGUGGAGGAGAGCCCUGCCAUCAGGCCAGCCGUGAAACAGGAGCCCGCGGGUGAACUUCCCGCGGCCAAACCACCGGACGGCGCAGCGAUGGCCGGCUCUGACGGGGGGGAGCCGGGCGACUCCAGGUGGCCGCCGGCUGCUCCCGGCCUGUUUGAGGAAACCUGCGCUGCAAUUCCGCAGCCGGUGCCAGCUUUCCCCUUUCGCUCCGAGGAUUAUUCUGCCUGCAGGGAGGCACAAAGUUCCUUUAAUUGUUUAUCCGCCGCACCGGAGACGGUGUCAGAUGGGUGCUUAACUGCACCCAUUAAAGUAGAAGUGACGAUGCGGCCCACGUGCAUGGGAUCUCCCGCCUCAGAGUAUUUUCCCAAUGAACUGUUGAGGCACGAUUCUCUCCCUCUAGUCGCUCCAGCGGAGUGCAUGCAGUCGGUUUCACAACUGGUGGAGCUACCGGCAGCUCUGCCCCCGGCACAGAGGCCCAGCUUUAGAUCAAAAGGUCGGAUCAGCGUGUGGAAACCCAACCAGAAGCUCUACACCUGCUCCGUGUGCAACAGGGGUUUCCCGCGCUUGUCUCAGCUGGAGGAGCACAAGUCCACCCACCAGACCCUAAAGCCCUUCAGGUGCCUCGAAUGCGGGAAGUCCUUCACCCAGAAGACCCGGCUGAAGACGCACCAGAGCGUGCACACGGGCGAGAAACCGUUCAGCUGCAAGAUCUGCGGGAAGAUGUUCUCCAGGCACGACAACUGCCUGAGGCACGAGCGCUUCCACAGCGGGCUGAAGCCGCACAGCUGCCGGCAGUGCGGGAAGAGCUUCACCGUGCUGGGAAACCUGAAAAUGCAUCAAGAGAUCCACCUGCAGGGCAGGAGGAGUUUUGUGUUUGGCGUUGUCUUUGUGUCCAACGCCUGCCGAGGAUACUGCGACUCAGCGUGGGAGCCCACGGAGGGGCUGGCGUGGGAGGGGGGGGAGCCGGGCCGGCCGGGGGAGGACGGCGGCCGGUGGGGGGACGACGGCGGCCUGACCCCGUGUGACCCCGGGCCUAGCCCGCGGAGGACCGGGAGGAGGCGGGCCUUCAGGAGGGGCUUCGUCUGCUCGUACUGCGGGAAAAGCUUCGAGCGCUCCGGACACCUGGAGCGCCACCAGAGGAUUCACACCGGGGAGAAACCCUACGGCUGCCAGCUGUGUGGGCGGAGCUUCAACCAGAAGUGCAGCCUCAAGGGGCACCUGCUGCAGCCUCCGGCCGAGGCCGCCGCCGCCGCCGCCUUCUGUCUCCAGGGAAACCCGCACGCCACCGUCCCCGCCGCCGUCGCCCCCGACGACCUCCCGGGCCCCGCCCCCACCGAGGGCUCCCCGGGCGGCCGGGGCCAGAGGAGGAGCCGCUCCCAGAAGGAGGGCCGGGCCAAGAGGAGCUUCGACUGCUCCUUCUGCGGGAAGAGCUUCGAGCGGGCGGGACACCUGGAGCGCCACCUGCGCAUCCACACCGGCGAGAAGCCCUACGGCUGCCCCGUCUGCGGCCGCUGCUUCAACCAGAAGAGCAGCCUGAAGAGCCACAUGAAGACGCACGGCAACGGUGAGCGCCGCCCCGGGAAUCCUGAGCCCGGUCGGCUAUGGAAUUCCGCCGGAAGUCGGCGUGGGUCAGGAGGUUCGGCUCUAGCGCCCCUCGGUUCGGCGGCGUUUUCGGGGCUCCGGGCCUCAGAUCUGAACCCGGCGAUGGAGGCCGGGGGCGGGCGGACUGCCAACGGGGCCCAGAGCAGCUACAUCUGCUCGGGCUGCGGCCAGAGCUUCGGCGGCUUCAGCAGCUUCCAGGAGCACCGCUGCCAGCCGGCCCCCCCCUUCAGGUGCCGGGUCUGCGGGGAGAGCUUCGGCCAGAUGAGCGUCCUGAAGCUGCACGCCCGCCUGCACGCCGGCGCCGGAGAGAAGGACCAGCUCUGGUCGUCCAUCAUGGAGGGCGGAGACAUCGACGCCGGCUUCCCCGACUUCUCCAGCGUGGUGGAGGAGUACUCCAGCGCCUUCUCCGAGCACCCGGACGCCAACGCCGCCCCCAACGCCGGCGCCCCGAGGCCGUGCAACGGCGUUUACGGCGGCGAGUUUCAGAAGGAGGCCCCGCAGCUGUCCGGAUUCCAGCCGGAGAAGCAGAAGGAGCCCGUGUACCCGCCCAGGGGUGCGCCGCACGGCCAGCCGGAGGGGGGGGUGGAUGGGGGGGGCGGGGAGCGCCCGGCGGCCGGGUUCCCCCCCCCACAGCAGCAGCGGGCGGCGGGGGCGGCGGCGGCCCGGGGGGGCCACGCCUGCUCGCAGUGCGGGAAGUGCUUCAGCCGGCUGCACCAGUUCAAGCUGCACCAGCAGAGCCACAAGCGCAAGCGCGCCUUCUGGUGCUCGGUGUGCGGCAAGAACUUCCAGUGCUCCUCGCACCUCAGCAUCCACCACCGGACGCACACGGGCGAGAAGCCCUACGGCUGCGGCCAGUGCGGCAAGCGCUUCACGCAGCAGAGCAGCCUGCGCGUGCACCAGCGCACGCACAGCGGCGAGCGGCCCUACAGCUGCCCGCAGUGCGGCAAGACCUUCAUCCUCAUGCACCACCUCAAGCGCCACCGCAUCAUCCACACCUACAGCUGA
Menidia menidia (Atlantic silverside) is the source of this 3052-nucleotide messenger RNA. Lineage: Eukaryota; Metazoa; Chordata; Actinopteri; Atheriniformes; Atherinopsidae. The record is from the annotation of a GenBank genome assembly.